UUUAUUUUUGUCUAAUUUUGCUUUUUGUUUUCCACAAUUUGUUUAGUUUCUGAUUUUCCCCAUGAUAGGCAAGUUGUCAUUUUGCUUGAGUUGACUUUGUCAUAUAAUUUCAGUGUUAAUGUGAAUCUUUUUCAGUUCUUAAAGCAUGAAAAAAGGAAGGUAGGUGUGUGAGCUUUGGCUCGGAAGUUAUGCUUCCAAUAUUAGCUUUGGUGAAAGUAUAGCUUAAAUUUGUUUCACUGCCUCGAUUGAUGAAGGACACUGGAUAUGAAGUUUGCUUCAAUGACAUACACGUUCAGCUCCCUUGUCAUUUCUGUUUCACAAUAACUUGCCUUCAAUUGCCUCUCAUAAUACAAUUGUUGCAUCUGAAUGAUACAAGAUAUGCUUUUUACGAGACAUUACUCGCGUAACUACCUACCCAUCACUGAGAUUGGCAAGACUCAUUGAUACAAUCAAGUUCCAGGUCUCCAAUUGUUUUGAGCUGCUAGUCUGAAACGUACUUUUUCCUAAGGUCAUUUUUGAUUGGAGUAAUUAUAAUCAGGACAUCUCCAAGUUUUAUGACUCCAAGUCUGAGGACUAUGAAUCAUCAGGAGAGUCAGAAGCUGGCAAAAGUGAAUUCUUUGGAGAUGAGAGACAUGGGUUUCACUGAGAGAGACAAUAGUGAUGGCUUGGAUGAUAAUCAUGAUCUAAAUGAGCAAAGUGAAAGCUCCCAAUCCCAUCUAGCAGUUGAUGAGAGUGAUUCAUCUGAAGAUGAGGUGGCUCCUCGAAAUACUAUUGGUGAUGUUCCUUUGGAGUGGUACAAGGAUGAAAAACAUAUUGGAUAUGACAUUGCUGGGAAAAAGAUAACAAAGAAAGAACGACAAGAUAAACUGCAUUCCUUUCUUGCAAAUGCUGAUGACUUGAAAAAUUGGCGCAAGAUCUAUGAUGAGUAUAAUGAUGAGGAAGUAGAGCUGACUAAAGAAGAGACCAAACUCAUUCGCAGAUUGCUCAAAGGGAAGGCACCACAUGCUGAAUUUGAUCCAUAUGCGCCUUAUAUUGAUUGGUUUAAAUGGGAUGAUGCAAAACAUCCUUUAUCUAGUGCACCAGAACCAAAGAGGAGGUUCAUUCCUUCAAAAUGGGAAAGCAAAAAGGUUGUUGAGUAUGUUAGGGCAAUUCGCAAAGGAUUGAUAAGGCUUGAGAAGCCAAAAGAAGAGCCUCAUUUCUAUCUACUCUGGGGAGAUGAUUCCAGCUCAGCAGAUAGGACUAAGCAUUUGGCUUACAUUCCCCCUCCAAAGCCAAAAUUGCCGGGCCAUGAGGAAUCAUAUAAUCCUUCUCUAGAAUACAUGCCAACACAAGAAGAGAUCAACUCUUAUCAGCUGAUGUAUGAAGAAGAUCGCCCUAAAUUUAUACCUAAAAGGUUCACAUCCUUUAGAAGCAUUCCUGCAUAUGAGAAUGCUAUCAAGGACUCCUUUGAACGAUGCUUGGAUCUAUACUUGUGCCCUAGAGUGCGGAAGAAACGUAUUAAUAUCGACCCUGAAUCCCUGAAGCCCAAGCUACCUAGUCGACAAGAUCUUAGGCCUUAUCCAGUGACAUGUUACCUUGAGUAUAGAGGACAUGAGGGUGCAGUUUUGUCUAUAUCUGUUGAGCCUUCUGGACAAUGGAUUGCUUCAGGCUCAAAGGAUGGAACUGUGCGUAUUUGGGAGGUGGAAACUAGCAGAUGUCUUAGAGUUUGGCAGGUUGGUGAAGCUGUCCAGCAUGUUGCAUGGAAUCCUCUGCCAGAGCUUCCUGUUUUGGCAGUUUCUGCGGGACCUGAUGUACUUAUUUUGAACACUGGAUUUGGGAAUGAGGAAGAACAGAAAAAGAUUAAGGAACUUCUGCAUAUUGGAACACCUAACUCUUCUGAUGAUUCCGACGAUAUGUCAUCUUUCUUAAGCUGGUUUCAAGAUGAAAAGCAUGAUUGCAUCAGACUAAGGCAUUAUAGGACAGUAUCAUCAGUAGAAUGGCAUCGUAAAGGAGACUAUCUUUCUACAGUAAUGCCGGCAGGCGAAUCAAGAGCUAUUCUCAUACACCAGAUCUCUAAAAAACUUACUCAAAGACUCCCUUUUAAGCUCCAUGGCCUUCCAGUAUCAUCGAUUUUUCAUCCUACUCGUUCUAUCUUCUUUGUUGCAACCAAGAAGAAUGUUCGUGUGUAUGAUCUGUUGAAGCAAAAGCUAAUUAAAAAGCUUGAGACUCAACUACGUGAAGUUUCAUCAAUUGCUGUGCAUCCUGCUGGUGAUAACGUAAUUGUGGGGAGCAAAGAGGGAAAAUUGUGUUGGUUUGAUAUGGAUCUUUCGUCUAAACCUUACAAAACCCUCAAGUGUCAUCCUAAAGACAUUACUAAUGUGGCAUUCCAUCGAUCAUACCCACUAUUUGCAUCAUGCUCAGAUGAUUGCACUGCCUAUGUCUUUCACAGCAUGGUUUAUGCCGAUCUUAACCAGAGUCCAUUAAUUGUUCCGUUGGAAAUUCUGAGAGGGCAUACUAGUUCAGAUGGAAGAGGAGUAAUGGACUGUAAGUUCCAUCCAAGGCAGCCCUGGCUAUUCACUGCAGGUGCUGAUUCAUCAAUCAAGCUCUAUUGCCACUAGGAUUACUUGUGGAACACAAAGAUUAAUACAGGGAUGGAAGCCGGCAUCAUUUUAUUAGGGUUAGACCGGUCUCAUUGUGAUUUUGACUCCUACAUACUGUAUGAACAAAUGUCUCAUUGUGUUAUACUGCUAGAUGUAUUUUUUUUUCUUUAAUUGAAGUCAGGCAGUUUGCCUAGAUGCAAUUUUGAUUGAUGAGGAAGGUUAUUAAAAACAGGUGCCUCUAUGAGCAUCAUGUAGAAUUAUUGUUAAUGAAAUACUACUUGGGUAGUUGGAUGUUGAUGAUGCAUAUACCCAACCCUCCCUAAUAUGCCACCCAUCUUUAGCAUUCAAUCAAAAGCCAAAUACAUUAUCUACAUUAGGAAGAUCCAACCUAUCUUUUACCUUCCAUUGGGAUCCACAAACAGACUUGCUAAUUC
This is a messenger RNA of Durio zibethinus, 3013 nucleotides long. RefSeq names its product ribosome biogenesis protein BOP1 homolog. Gene Ontology annotation, molecular function: ribonucleoprotein complex binding; protein binding. Lineage: Eukaryota; Viridiplantae; Streptophyta; Magnoliopsida; Malvales; Malvaceae. Gene Ontology annotation, biological process: maturation of LSU-rRNA from tricistronic rRNA transcript (SSU-rRNA, 5.8S rRNA, LSU-rRNA); ribosome biogenesis. Gene Ontology annotation, cellular component: preribosome, large subunit precursor; PeBoW complex. The record is from RefSeq and is a predicted model, not a curated record.